AUGCCAAGCGCAGCCCCGCAGCCACAGCUCAGAAAGAGAACUAGCAUCCGCGAACGCCUGAAAGCCUGGCAAAAACCGCCUCAGCCGUUGGAGCUGGUCGCCGAGGAAUCGAAGCCGCGCUUCGUCUACGAGCCCAAACAUGCCGCCGCCGAUUUUUCCCGGUUGGCGGUUUCACCGUUGAGUCACCCGGUGCAGCGUCUCCCUUCCCCGACGCACGGUCUGGCGGAAGACGACCCGCGAACCUUGGCACCCCGCGCCAGCCAGAGCCGGUCAAGACAUGGAGACAAUGACCGCGUUGGGUCACCACGAGAUGAGCAAUCAGAAAAGUGGCAUACCGGAUCCGCAGCAGACCGCCACUCCUACACCUUGGUAGAGGAGCCAUCCCAAGUCUCUAACGCCCCCAUGCAAUUCCCAGUCAACGGUCGGCCUGAUGCAUGGUGCCCGAAUGUGCAGUCAGCUGCUCCAGGGAAAGAGAAAUCGACGCCAGCCGUUGGGCGACCCCUUUCCGACUAUGAGCUGUUCAUUGCACGCGCCGAAGCGGAGGAGAGGGCACGACGCGAGCAGGUGCUGCGCAGCAUCUCGCAGCGGUCAGCCGCCGCCUACUCGGCGAACCGCGUCAAGCCGGAUCCGCACCGGCAAUUUGUGGCCGUGGCAUCGUCGUCUUCGGCCGAGCGGAGCCAUCGCAGGCCGCAACGGCACAACGGCAACAGCAGUCGCUAUGUCCUCACCAACGGGAGCGGGCGCGGGCGCGAGCAGAAACCGAAACCACCGUCGCAGCAGACGGAGCAGCAGCAUCAGCAGCGCCGUGACGGACACAACAUGAAGGGACAUGCGCGACAGUUGAGCUGGGCGCCGAGUUAUGCCACGAGUGGCAGCGCGGCGGCAGAGGAGUUGGUGGAGAGAAUGAAGUCGCCUGCUCUACCGUGGCAACAAUCAGAGCCACAACCACGUCGGCCGCCCGAGCCCGCGGCGGGGCGACACCCGGCUGUGUGCGGCCUCGUCGACGAGGAUCUGAACCGCGCGCGUGAGUACCAGCCACAGCCGCCCCGCACAUUGCGCAGGCAGGCGAGCUUGACGCAGCGGAUUGCUCAGUAUAUCCGACCGCCGAAGACCAGUGCGGUGCGGCCUGUUGAGACGCUCGUGGAGUGA
Parathielavia appendiculata is the source of this 1149-nucleotide messenger RNA. RefSeq lists its product as uncharacterized. Bases 1 to 1149 code for a protein of 382 amino acids. Lineage: Eukaryota; Fungi; Ascomycota; Sordariomycetes; Sordariales; Chaetomiaceae. The record is from RefSeq and is a predicted model, not a curated record. The transcript has a single exon.